This is a messenger RNA of Lactuca saligna, 525 nucleotides long. Lineage: Eukaryota; Viridiplantae; Streptophyta; Magnoliopsida; Asterales; Asteraceae. The record is from the annotation of a GenBank genome assembly.
AUGGCUGGUGACCUUCGAUAUGCCGCGAAUCAGGCUUCUUCCCUUAUGUUUUUUGCCGCUGACCAGGUUUGUCGCUCUAGCACAAAUGAAGCACAUUUAAAAACUUUGAAAGAUUUCAUUACAAACAUAAGGGAGGAACUCCGUGAUUCAGAAGCUAAGCGUCAAGUACUGUUCGAGCAAAAUUGUAUUGUGGCCUGCGAGAAGGAUGUUUCAGAAGAUCAUGUGGCCACUUUGGAGGGCCAAACAAGGCGAUUCAAAAGUCAAGGUUUUCGCAAGGCGUGUGAGGCCCUUGGGUUUGAAAAGGGGAAACAACUAGGUGGUUGUUCCACACUUUCUGGCGAAUCUGAAUCCCCGGAUCCUGUUCGUGUCACAAGAAUAACCAAAGAGGCGGAUAUUGCUCUUUCUUCCCUUGGUGAGAUGAAUUUCACAGGCCUCUUUCGCCAGGGGGGGCUAGAUUAUGACAGCUUCCGCCAGUUUUGUUGCAGGCCGGGCCCGAGAGGCUCUUACUCAGACUCCAAGGACUAA